UUUCUCUCACUCAAGCUGUGGAGCACAUUUUCACUGCCUUUACCAAGAUAACACGGCAAAAGGGAAAAUUCCAGACUAAAUUUCUAAUGAAAAUGGCUUUACCUUUACCAUGAUGACCUACAAAACAGUCCUGUAUCAAACUCACUGCAAUAGCUUGCAAAAGUUCCGCUUUCAACUGAGUAAACAUGGGGGACGUGACAGUUUUAGCCAACAUUGAAGGAGUCCAUGCAUUUGUCUUCGCACCAGAAAGUUUACCAGGCGAUUUCGCAAAUCAAGCUUAAGGAUUUGGUCACAUCAGUAACUUUUGGCUUGGAACUUAACAAAUCCAACAAAGACAAAGGAACGAAAAACAAGACAUUUCCAUAAUGAAUGAUCAACAAAACCAAAAUUCAUCGCUAAAUGGAGAUUCACAGGGGCGAAAUAGCGUGGAAAUUGUGCUGGAGUCCUUUACAGCUAUAAUUAUCUUCCUGGCCUCAAUUUUAACCAACUGCAUCGUUCUAUAUGUCAUAAGGACCAACCCCACCCUCAAAACUUUCACAAAUAAGAUAAUUGCAAACUUGUGUCUCGUUGAUAUGGCCGAAACAUUACUCAUUAUGCCAUUAUGGGUCACAAGCUUGAUCAAAGGACAAUGGAUCUUUGGCAAUAUCAUUUGUAACGUGUCAGGGUUUCUGUUCUUUGCAAUGGCAAAUGCAACUCUCUAUUCGUUGCUUCUCAUUGCGCUCAGCAGGUAUUUCAAAGUCGUGAAACCCCAAUUGUAUAAUGGCAUUUUCUUCGCAAAGAAGAGCAGACCAAAAAUCCUUCUUGCUCUGUGUUGGAUUGCGCCUCUCAUCAUCUGCAGUCCACCGUUGUAUGGAUGGGGAAAGUAUAAGUUCUACCCACAGUCUUUUCUCUGUACGUUUGAAUGGUCAUUUGAUGGACUACACGUUUCCUACUUGGUCUUCCUUGCGAUAAUACAACCAUCUCCUUACAUAAUUUGCUGGUGUUACUUCAAAAUUUACAACACUGUUCGACGAAACAGAAUCCAGAUUUGCACCAGAGCAAACCGUGCCGCUUGCAAAAACGCUCAUAACGCCGAGAACAUGUGCAUUCAUACUACACUGGGCAUAGCUUGCGUGGUCGUGCUUUGCUGGCUCCCAAAGGCAAUACUUGUUCUUUUGUUGGGAGGCGGAAAAAAAGGAUUAUCUUUGCCUUUAAUGAUAUCGAGUUAUCUUGUGUUCUUAGCAUGUUGCUUGAAUCCCAUCGUAUAUGGAAUGAUGAACCCUCAGUUCAAGCCAGCCUUCAAGGCAUUAUUUAUAAAAAGAGGGAUGAGGAAUCCUGACCUUGCUGCUUUUUCCACGUACUCGAUUCCAACGAUACAUUCAAAGUAGCCUUACCAUGGUCUGUGCAUUACAAAGAUUUUACCUAACUUUUUCAAACAUCCCAAAAUAUCGGGUGGCAGCUGGACAAUGUCUUUACCAUUUGCACCUGUAUUACGUCAUCUAUCUUCCACCUUGGAUGUAAGAAUAUGAAUAUGAUCGACUUUUUAUAUUCAAGGACAGAACAAUAAAGUGUUAAUUUGAAUCUUAUAAUGAGUUUUGAAGUCUUCUCUACUCGGUAGAUAUACUAAUCGUUCUCGCUAAGGUUGGUUCAGAAGCUUCAAAAUGAUUUAUGCCACACUUGCUGUUUCCCUCUGCGUUUGCCGUUUCUCUUCUUCCUUUUCAUUCCCUUAAU
Messenger RNA from Pocillopora verrucosa, 1710 nucleotides. Its product is annotated as G-protein coupled receptor 161. Lineage: Eukaryota; Metazoa; Cnidaria; Anthozoa; Scleractinia; Pocilloporidae. Gene Ontology annotation, biological process: G protein-coupled receptor signaling pathway. Gene Ontology annotation, molecular function: G protein-coupled receptor activity. The record is from RefSeq and is a predicted model, not a curated record. Gene Ontology annotation, cellular component: membrane.